Coffea arabica (coffee) is the source of this 4607-nucleotide messenger RNA. Its product is annotated as alkylated DNA repair protein ALKBH6 homolog. Gene Ontology annotation, cellular component: nucleus. Gene Ontology annotation, molecular function: protein binding. NCBI's taxonomy places the organism in Eukaryota, Viridiplantae, Streptophyta, Magnoliopsida, Gentianales, Rubiaceae. The record is from RefSeq and is a predicted model, not a curated record.
AAAAACCCUAAUCUUGCAAUUCACCUACCCGCUGCACAUGUCUCUCUUCUCUCUUGCUCCACUCGUCGAUUCCAAACGUCCAACAAAAUCACUCUUGGUCCCGUCCGCCAUUUCCAAGCUUGCAGAGUUCGCCAUCUCCUUUAAUCAAUUCACCUCUAAAUUGCUAGCUAGUUGUAAGUUGCUCCGUCGAGCCCGCUCCGCUGUUUCCAUUUCGAAGGUUCGAGUUCCGCUUCCAAUCCAGAUUGUCGAAGCUUCCAGUUCCAGGCUCCAACAACUCUCUCUCUCAGCAAUUUCGCAUAAAUUGGAUACGGGUAAUUUUUUUAAAUUUGUUUGUACCCUAAAAGUCCAUGAAAAACAUGGUGAAAGCCUUAAGUCGAGUCUGUUGGAAUAGGAAUAGGAUUACGAUUUGAACACCAAAGAAAAUGAAUGAUACAAAAGAAAAAAAUGUAGGCUUAAUGCGUAACCACAGAAACAUUUCUUGUAUGUAAACAAAUACUCACAGAACUUAAUGCGUAACCACAGAAACAUUUCGUCGAACAGUUGGCAGGCAAGAAACCUGAAAGCCGGCAGUGGCAUUGAUGCAUUGUCUGUCAAUACAAUAAUUUUUCUUCGUUUUAUAUUAACGUUAAGAACAAAUCAGACCUUUAUAGAACACCAUUAGAGAAGAAACAUUGACAGGCCUACCCGUAUGAAACAUCCUAUGUACGGCUGGACCAAGAAACAAAUAUUUCAAACUCCUCAAAACAUCAAAGAACAGGAACAGUUGAGCUCAAUUCUGUUGCUCCUUCGGUGUAAUAUUUCAUAUUUGAGGUACCUUUUCUAGCUAACAUCUAUAAAGGUUGUCCAAUUUGUGAUUUCGAAAUUGAGCUGAUAUUCUGUUGCAUAUUUCAGAUUUAUUUCCUUAAUUAGUUGCAUUUCUUGAUGGUAUUUUUUCGCAUAUCAUUUCUCAGUUUACUUGUCGCAGAUUGGUGGAAAAGUAUAGUUUAGGGUUUGCUGAUAUGAUGUAUCUGAAAGAGGGAUGUUCAUUGCUGCUGAAAGUUCAUAAGCCCUCGAUCCCUUUUGUCCUGAAUGCUAGUCCAAUACUUGGUGUGAAUCAAGAAAAUGAUGAAAUUAGGAAAAACCCAAGAACCCUUAAAGAAUCUGAUGUUUUGAAGAGAUUAAGAGGUGAACGUGAUACUUAUUUAGCUUUAGAGUACUUUAAGUAUGUAGCCAAUGUAGAAUCCUUCAAGCACACAACUUUAACUUACCAAAUGAUGAUUGAGAAACUGGGGCAAAAGCACGAGAUGGAUGGUGUUCAGUACCUUUUGCAGCAAAUGAAGUUGGAAGGAGUUAAUUGUUCUGAGGGUAUAUUCAUUAGUGUGAUGGAUUCUUAUAGGCGGGCUGGGGCAGCUGAGCAAGCACUGAAAACAUUUUAUAGGAUACAGGAUUUUGGCUUUAAAGUGACUGUGAGGAUUUAUAAUCAUUUGUUGGAUGCGUUGCUUUGUGAGAACCAAUUUCAUAUGAUUAAUCCUGUCUAUAACAAUAUGAAGAAAGAUGGCUUGGAGCCGAAUGUUUACACGUACAAUAUUCUUUUGAAGGCAUUGUGUAAGAAUAAUAGGGUGGAUGGGGCUUGUAAGUUGCUUGUGGAAAUGUCAAAUAAGGGAUGUUCUCCGGAUGUGGUGAGCUAUACAACAAUAGUGUCAUCUUUGUGUAAGAUUGGUAGUACUAAAGAUGCAAGAAAACUGGCCUUGAAUUAUACACCUAGUGUUCCAGCUUAUAAUGCUCUUAUAAAUGGGUUCUGCCGGGAAUGCAAUUUUAGAGAGGCGUUUGAGUUGAUGAACGACAUGUUGGAUAAGGGACUUAGACCUAAUGUUGUCACGUAUACAACAUUACUCAAUGCCAUGUGUGAUGUUGGUAAUUUUGAGCUUUCUUUUGCUAUGUUGGGGAAAAUGUUUGUGAGUGGAUGUAGUCCGAAUAUUCAGACUUUAACUUGUUUGAUAAAAGGACUUUCUUUAAAAGGAAGGGUACAUGAAGCUCUUGCUGUAUGGAACCAAAUUACCAGGGAGGGGUUAUUACCCAAUGUUGUCACAUAUAACACAUUAAUACAUGGUCUUUGCUUUGUUGGGAAUUUGUCCGAAGCUUUGUGUCUUCUUAACCAGAUGGAGAGAUAUGGCUACCUUCCCAAUGUGACAACCUUUAGUACACUCAUUGAUGGAUAUGCAAAAUUUGGAGAUCUAUGGGGUGCAUCUGAGAUAUGGAACAAGAUGAUAACGUCUGGUUGUCCCCCAAAUGUUGUGGUAUAUACCUCCAUGGUGGAUGUGCUUUGUAGAAACUUCAUGUUUGACAGAGCUUAUAAUCUGAUAGAGAAAAUGGCAAUGGAAAAUUGUCCGCCAAACACUAUUACAUUCAAUGUCUUUAUCAAACAUCUGUGCACCAGUGGUAGAGUAGAUCAGGCUAUGGAAUUGUUUGAUAAAAUGGAACACUAUGGAUGUGCAUGUAAUAUCACGACAUACAAUGAACUUUUGGGUGGUCUGUUCAAAAUUAACAACUUCAGACUUGCAUUUGAGCUUCUUGUGGAUAUGGAGAGAAACGGAAUUGAGUUUAAUAUAGUGACAUACAACAAUAUUGUAAACGGCCUUUCUCGUGCAGGCAUGUUUGAGGUGGCCCUGAUGUUUGUUGGAAAAUUGUUGGUGAAGGGAAUAAAACCUGAUACUUUCACGUUGAAUAUUGUAAUCAAUGGCUACUGUAAGUGUGGUAAGGUUGAGUCAGCUAUUAAGCUUCUAGACACCAUGAGUUCUGUAGGUUGCAAUCCAGAUUUAGUUACAUUUACCAGUCUCAUCUGUGGAAUCUGUGAGACAAUUGGUUUAGAUUUAGCCAGUGUUUAUCUUCAGAGGAUGAUAGAAAAAGGAAUCUGUCCUAAUAUUUCUAUAUGGAACUUCUUGGUGCGAUGGUUAUUUAGGAAGCUAGGCUAUGAUGCAUCACUGACACAUUUUAAUAAUGUUAUGGAUGGUAGACUGGAAGAAACAGAGCUUCAGUUUCAAACUAAAGUAUGACUAAAGGCGAGUAGUUGCUAGAAGUCAGUUCCAAAACCAAGAUAGGUUUUGAUUGAGUAUUUGAGUAAUUGUGGAGAUACCACUAUGGAGCUUAGAAGGUUAUGCAAGGAAAUUUUGGAGACUUAGAUAUUUCCCAAGUGAAGGCACUUGUUGAAGUUAAAGCAACAUGGAGCUUCAGUUAAAUCCCUUUUAUCUAGAUGAGAAAUGGUAGAGGUUGCUAUGAAACAAGAUGUCAGCUUUUUCACAGUUGAUAGCCUCCUAUGAAAGAGUAUUUUGGGGUUGGUUCCUUCUUAUAUCCGGCGCAGUUUCCUUUUGUGGGUUCCUUUUCGCCGCUGUUGGCUCAAAGCUUCUUCCACCAUCAGGGAAUUCUCUCAUUUCUGCCAUACUGAAUGAUAGGUACUAUUGCCUCUUGGUGCCCUUAACGCCUCCAAUCCUUCUUAUUGCAGUCUACUUCCACUGGCUGUGUAUGAAAUUGUUCAAGCAUGCAUAACCUCAUGAUCAUUAACUCAGGAAUCUAUAGAUUAGGAUUGAAAUCCACUCCAACAUUUCAUUGAGGAAGACAGGGGGGAAGAAACUAUUACAAGAGACAUGGAGACAAAAGCAGACAAAGAAAACGUCAACAGCUUUUUAGUUGGUUCUGUUCCAACGGUCAUUUACCUCCCCGAUUUCAUUACUGAUGAAGAAGAGCAGCACCUUCUCAACACUAUUUAUACAGCCCCCGUUUCCAAGUGGAAAGUUUUGAAGAAUAGGAGACUCCAAAACUGGGGAGGCAUUGUGCAUGAGAAGGGUCUUCUUGCUCAAGAUUUGCCCACGUGGCUGACAAGAAUUACUGCUAGGAUAUACGAGAAAUCUGGAUUGUUUCCUUCAGCAAUUAAUCAUGUACUCAUUAAUGAGUACCUUCCUGACCAGGGAAUAAUGCCACACCAGGAUGGACCUGCUUAUUUUCCCGUCGUGGCAAUUUUGUCUCUUGGAUCGCCAGUUGUCAUGGACUUUACUCCUCACCCAAGUUUGCAACUUUCUACAGAACCACUGGAGAAUAAGGAAACUCAAAACAACACAGCUAAUGAAGGGCCCAUGCUGAUGAAUACUGAUAGAUCCUCUGAUAAACAUCCACCAUUCUCUGUAGUAUUGAUGCCCCGUAGUUUGCUUAUAUUUAAAGAUGAGGCAUACUCAGACUACUUGCAUGGAAUAAAAGAUCAGGAGUAUCAGCAGUUUGACAAGGCUGUUAAUAUUCCUCAGAUUACAAAAAGCCUUGCACUGAUCCAAUCUGCAGCACGCCCAGAGGAAGAAAUUGACAGAAAUGAAACAAGAUGUGAAAAACUAAUUCAUAGGACUGCUACCAGAAUUUCCUUGACGUGCAGAGUAGUGACUAAAGUCCAGAGAAAUUUGUUCAAGUUUUAGGGCUCUCUUGUUGGAGAGAAUUUCAAUUUUGGAUAUCUGUGGGCUACAGUUUGGAUUUAUGGUGCAAGAAUUUUUGGUCUCAACUCGGUCGUACUUCUGCAAGUUGUGGUUGCAUAUGAUUUCCUGGCUGUAAAGAUGAGUAGAGUUUCAGCAUUGACGUAAAUAGUUGUUGCA